Molecule: messenger RNA, 1254 nt
Organism: Pochonia chlamydosporia 170
Lineage: Eukaryota; Fungi; Ascomycota; Sordariomycetes; Hypocreales; Clavicipitaceae
Product: GTP-binding protein
Exons: 4
Coding region: 1-1254 (417 amino acids)
Cellular component (GO): cytoplasm
Molecular function (GO): GTP binding; ATP hydrolysis activity
Source: RefSeq, a predicted model, not a curated record
AUGCCUCGCGAUCCGCUCAUCGGCCUCGUAGGCAAACCAUCAGCCGGGAAGAGCACGACUCUGAACAGCUUAACUGACGCUUCAUCCAAAGUCGGCAACUUCCCCUUCACAACCAUCGACCCCCAAAGAGCAAUAGGCUACCUCCAAAUCGACUGCGCCUGCGCCCGGCACAACGUCUCCGACCGCUGCAAACCCAACUACGGCGCCUGCGUCAACGGCCGCCGCUCCGUGCCCAUCGAGCUCCUCGACGUGGCAGGCCUCGUGCCCGGCGCCCACCAAGGCCGCGGCCUGGGCAACAAAUUCCUCGACGACCUCCGCCACGCCGAUGCGCUGAUACACGUGGUCGACGCCUCGGGCACGGUAGACGCCGAGGGCAAGGAAACGCGCGGGUACGACCCCUCCGUGGACAUUGCCUGGCUGCGCGGCGAGAUCGUCGCCUGGAUCCUCGGCAACCUGAUGCAGCGGUGGCCCAGCAUCCGCCGGAGACAUGUCGCCGUCAAGGCUACGGCCGUGGAGACCCUGCAGGGCCAGUUCUCCGGCUAUGGCGCCACGUCGACUGUCAUUGCAAGGACGCUGGACCGGGCGGCUGUCAAGGAGGCUCUGGAGGAGUGGUCGGACGAGACGGUGGCGCAUAUUGUGAAUGCGUUUGUGGACGAGAAGUUUCCGACGGUGAUUGCGCUGAAUAAGAUUGAUCAUCCGGAUGCGGACAAGAAUAUUUCAAAGAUUGCCAAGAUGCAGGACCCGAAGACGAUUGUCUUGUGUUCGGCGAUCUCGGAGAUCUUUUUAAGAAAGAUGGCGAAGCAGGGGUAUAUCAAGUACGUGGAGGGCAGUGAGUUUAUAGACACGAGGGAAGACCUUAUUGAGCAGGGGGAUCCUGAGGGCGGGGGGCUGAAAGAGCUGGAUGAGAAGAAUCGGAAUCGGAUAGAGAAUCUAAAGGACAUGGUUCUAUAUAGAUUUGGUUCGACGGGCGUGGUGCAAGUCUUGACGAGGGCAGCAGAGUUGUUGGGGCUGGUACCCGUCUUUCCGGUCAGGAACACAGCGACAUUUAGUUCAGGGGCGUCGGAGUCAAAGGUCGUGUUUCGGGACUGUGUGCUCGUGAAGAAGGGCUCGACGGUGGGUGACGUCGCCAAGAAGGUCAUGGGCGAUGCGCCGAUUGCCUAUGUCGAAGGGUUUGGUGGGCUACGAGUUGCAGAGGAUGAUUUCGUUGCCGUGGGGAAGAACGAUAUUUUGUCAUUCAAAGUUGGUAGAGCGUAG